Molecule: messenger RNA, 1626 nt
Organism: Pogonomyrmex barbatus (red harvester ant)
Lineage: Eukaryota; Metazoa; Arthropoda; Insecta; Hymenoptera; Formicidae
Cellular component (GO): mitochondrion
Source: RefSeq, a predicted model, not a curated record
UUCUAGUUCCAAAAAAUUUUCUAUUGGCUAUACUGAUAAGUAAGUUUGGCAAUAUAAUCUGUCGCGGGAACACAAUAUUUUAAGAACGAAGAUUCUGAGACAAAAAGAGGUUAUUUAUUGUCACCCGGUGUACACGGAGGUUAUGUGAUCACUUAAAACGAAAGAUAAUUUAAUAAUUUAAUAAUACAAAAUGCUGAAACUGCUCAGACUUAGUCACAGGCUCGAUCGGCUCCGUCGUAGAUCUGAGAAUUUUGCAAUGCAAGUGCAGAGAAGAUUAUUCUUAUCGGAGGCGUAUCGCUGCGAGGAAGCGUGGAAUCGCAGAUUGGAGUCGCCGCUGCUGCAAAAGAUCGACCCGACGACGAUGUAUCUUGAAUUGGAGCAAAAGUAUAACAACGUGGGCAAAGUGAGCGCCGUCGACGUUGACAUCUUCGUCAAUAGUGUCACCGACGAUACGUACGUCGACGAAGUGAUAAAAAUUCUAUACAACUUCAGGCGAUCCGUGGAAACGACGAACAUGCUUGAUUCCACACACCACGCCGUAAUACGAUAUCUCUUGCAACAUGAUUACAUUCAGGAAUUGCACGAGGUGCUAAAUGAUAGGCUCAACUAUGGUGUCUUUCCUGAUCAUUUUGAUUACAACAUGCUCAUGGAUCAUUUUAUAAAGAAGAAGGAUUACGCCUCUGCCGCUAGAGUAGCAACCUUGGUUAUGCUGCAGGAAGAUUCAGAUCAUCCUAUUACCAAUGCAUUAUGCUUAUAUGCAUGUCAUAAAUAUUUGGAAAAUCCUGAUGAUUGGAAGAAACCUGAGGUUCCAGUAGAUACUUCCAAGGAGGAAGUAAAGAUACGUGUAAAAUAUUUAAGAAAUCCGUUCUUUGAUGAUCAUUUUGAUCUUACUGAUCCUAGAGAUCUCAUUGGCAAGACUCUAAGUUUUCAGGGAAAGCAUAGGGCAGAUGCUGUAGGAAGAACAUGUCAGUUGAGAGGUUUGAUAUUGUAUAAGAAGUAUGACGAUGCAUUAAAUUUAAUAAAACAAUGGUUAGAAACAGUGCAAAACAAAAUAGUUUAUAAUGAAGUAUUUGAGUUAAUAUCAAAAGACAACAGUAAUCUUCAAGAUCAAGAUGCUGAAAAAUUUAAACUUGUAGAAAUUCAAUUGUCUGCGUUGAAGGAAAAACAAAAUCUUAAAGAAAGUUUAAGUGAAGCGAUAGAAAAUCUUAUUAAAACAACUGUAAAUGAAGAAACUGAUAAGGAUAUUUCUAAACAAUGUCAGGCUUAUCUUGACUGGGAACGUGUGAGAGUUUCAAUACUAGAAACACAAAUGAAAGAAAUAGAUAAAGAAAGAAGAAUUAAGAAGAUAGAACAAAUAAAGAAGGAUUUAGAAGAAAAAGAACAACUUUUGACUUUCUUCGACAAAGAGGAAGAAAUUGAAUUGAAGAUAGAAAAAAUAGAAGAAAAAGAACGUAAAGAAGAUGAACGUAUCCGUGCCAUGCCUAAAAGUGCAAAGAAAUUAAGACAAUUGGUUGCUACUGAAUCUUAUGUACCACCGGAAAUUAAAAAUAAAACAUAAAAAAUAAAAUGUAAAAAAUAAAGAGAUAGGACAAGUAUAUUAUGCAUACAGGAUUAGAACAAAAAAAA